AUGAAAGCCUACUUACUAAGUUUGAAAAAUUUAGAUGGUGUUAACACUUACAAAACUCAAAGAAAAAUGUGCAUAAUGGUCUUUUGUAAAACCAUAAAUUCAAUAAUUGAUAUUUCGAAAGAAUUGUUGAAUGAACAACCUUUUGCUAUGACUUACCGUUUCAGUCAGGAUGCAAUGGAACCUUAUUUCAACUAUGUAAGAAGAUCAGGUAACAUGGGAAAUGUGUCAUCAUUUGAAACAGAAAAACUGCUUAGUAACAUUAUUUUUGGGGCAGAUUUUGAUGACAACGUAUUUGUGGAGCAUGCGUCACUGCAGUAUAUUGUCAGGAAUUGCACUGCAUACAUGGCAGGAUGGGUGGUGAAGUCAAUAACACCGACCAUCUCAUGCGCAGAAUGCAGAAAAUUCUUGAUUUCAGCCAGCAGAAACAUAUCUAGCGAAUCAUCAAAUCAUUUCAUCAUACUAAAAGACAAUGGACAAUCCCUCAAAAGGAGUAUUAAAAGUAAAAUGAUACAUUUAUUCAUUUUCUGGUAA
This is a messenger RNA of Helobdella robusta, 531 nucleotides long. RefSeq lists its product as hypothetical. NCBI's taxonomy places the organism in Eukaryota, Metazoa, Annelida, Clitellata, Rhynchobdellida, Glossiphoniidae. The transcript is spliced from 4 exons. The record is from RefSeq and is a predicted model, not a curated record. Bases 1 to 531 code for a protein of 176 amino acids.